Molecule: messenger RNA, 1480 nt
Organism: Morus notabilis
Lineage: Eukaryota; Viridiplantae; Streptophyta; Magnoliopsida; Rosales; Moraceae
Product: serine/threonine-protein kinase UCNL
Exons: 1
Coding region: 56-1285 (409 amino acids)
Biological process (GO): protein phosphorylation
Cellular component (GO): cytoplasm; nucleus; plasma membrane
Molecular function (GO): protein serine/threonine kinase activity; ATP binding
Source: RefSeq, a predicted model, not a curated record
UCUCUCUCUCUCUCUCUCUCUCUAUACAGAAUAUAGCACCAAAAGGAAACAGAAAAUGGACAUAGCAAUACCAUCCUCGCCGGAGUUGGAGUUGGAAAACCUCAAGGCUCUGAAAGUCCUCGGAAAAGGAGCCAUGGGAACGGUCUUUCUGGUCUACGACCGUACAGCCGAUCCCUCAGCUCGCAAUCCAUUUGCACUGAAAGUGGUCGAUAAGUCCUGUCUCCCCACCAAGCUCGACGCCGAACGCCGCGCGCGCUGGGAGAUCACCGUCCUCUCCCGACUGUCUUCCGGUCACCCAUUCUUGCCUUCUCUCUUGGGCUCGUUCGAGGCCCAAGACUAUCUGGGCUGGGCCGUCCCCUACUGCCCCGGCGGCGACCUCAACGCCCUCCGCUACCACCAGACGGACCGCGUCUUCUCCCCAGCCGUCAUCCGCUUCUACCUGGCAGAGAUCGUCUGCGCUCUCGACCACCUCCAUUCCAUGGGGAUCGCCUACCGUGACCUCAAGCCAGAGAACGUCCUCAUUCAGCACUCCGGUCACGUGACUCUCACCGACUUCGACCUCUCCCGUAGCCUCAAGCGCCGUACGGCCGUUGUAACCGUCAUUUCCUCGGAGGACGAGUCUGCAUCGGCAGCGACUGUGAGAGAAAUUCGCCGUAAACAUCGGAGGAACCUCACGCGCUGGCUCAGCUCCGUAACCGCCGGCGAUUACCACACAAGCGCGGGAUUGAAGAAAACGAAAUCGGCCCGAGUCAGCCCGGUGAGUCGGCGGAAGACGAGUUUCUCGAACGGAGAGCGGUCAAACUCGUUCGUCGGGACGGAGGAGUACGUGUCGCCGGAGGUGGUGCGUGGGGAAGGGCACGAGUUCGCGGUGGACUGGUGGGCCCUAGGGAUUCUGACGUACGAGAUGAUGUACGGGACGACGCCGUUUAAGGGGAAGAAUCGGAAGGAGACGUUUCGAAACGUGCUGGUGAAACAGCCCGAGUUCAUCGGAAAGCCCACGGCCCUAACGGACCUGAUCCGACGGUUGCUCGAGAAGGACCCCACCAGACGCCUUGGCUACUCCCGAGGCGCGUGCGAGAUCAAGGAACACGAUUUCUUUCGCGGCGUCAGGUGGGACCUACUCACGGAGGUCUCACGGCCUCCGUUUAUUCCGUCGCGUGACGACGCUGAUUUAACGGAGAGGUCAACGGCGGCUGGCUUUGAUAUUCGUGACUACUUCCAAAAGUUGAGGUCACCGCCGUCUAUGCCGCCGUCACCCGAUUGUCAACGACUAACGGGGUUCUGACGCACGUGCGAGAGUUGGCGCGUGUAAGAAGUAGUUACUCUUUGUCUUAUAUAUAUUUUCGAUUUUUUUCACUCCGUAUUCAGUGUACAUAAAAUAAGAUUGAAGUUGGAAAACGGCGUUAGUUUAUAUAAACUAUUAGAUUUGUAAUAUACAGAGAAUCUUCAUCCCAGAUUUAUACAGUAGAGAUCUUUCCCA